Messenger RNA from Zophobas morio, 1842 nucleotides. RefSeq names its product glucose dehydrogenase [FAD, quinone]-like. The record is from RefSeq and is a predicted model, not a curated record. The transcript is spliced from 3 exons. The coding region runs from base 1 to 1842 and encodes 613 amino acids. Lineage: Eukaryota; Metazoa; Arthropoda; Insecta; Coleoptera; Tenebrionidae. Gene Ontology annotation, molecular function: oxidoreductase activity, acting on CH-OH group of donors; flavin adenine dinucleotide binding.
AUGAAAGUGUCACUUUUAAUUCUACUGAAUCUCGUCUGCAUCUAUUCUCAAGACAACGAAAAUGAUAUCAACUACUACACCACUUUGAUAACUCAAGCUACCCAAAAAGCGUGGACUUACCAAUGGCCCAAAAACGCCAACCAACAUAAAUCUAGAGGAAAACCAGAAAAGUAUGGUACUUUCGACUUUAUCGUCGUCGGGGGUGGUGCCGGGGGAUCAGUAGUCGCCAGUCGAUUAUCCGAAGUGACCAACUGGACCGUGUUAGUACUAGAAGCAGGAAAUGUAGGCAACAACCUCACCGACAUCCCAGCCAUGUUACCACUUUUGCAAUUAACCGAUUUCAAUUGGGCCUUUAAUAGUACCCCACAAACCACAGCUUGUCAAGGAAUGUACAACAAAGUUUGCCCCUAUCCAAGAGGCAAAGGCCUCGGUGGCAGUACCCUAAUCAACGCCUUGAUCUACGCUAGAGGCCACCAAACCGACUACGACCAGUGGGCAAAUCUUGUCGCAAACCAACGCUGGAACUACACAAACGUCUUAAAUUACUUCAAAAAGUCAGAAAGGUUUAUCCCAACCGUACCACACGAGCCACACUUUCAUGGAACAGAAGGUCCUUUAACUGUCAAAAACCUGCCUUUAACCCCUCAACUAAGUUCGUUUCUGGAAGCCAACGAAGAACUGGGUUUCGACACAGUCGACUACAACGCCAACAAACUCGGGGCAUCUCCAGAACAAGUCUGUACCAGCAACGGGAGACGAUGGGAUAACGCGAAAGCGUUCCUGGCGCCGGUACGACAUAGACGAAACUUGGAAAUUUUGACGGAGAGUUACGUGACGAAGGUACGGUUUGAUGUGACCAAACGGGUUGCCACGGGGGUUGAGUUUAGUCACAAAGGCAAGAACUACUUUGUGGAAUCGAAAAAAGAAGUUAUUUUGUGUGGUGGUGUUUUUGGGACGGCGCAGAUUUUGAUGUUGUCUGGGGUAGGUCCUAAACGACAUUUAGAAAAGUUGGGAAUUAAGGUUUUAGCCGACUUGGAAGUGGGUAGUACUCUUAGAGAUCACCCAGCUUUUUGGGGGCUUCUGAUUGGUACUAAUGUCACAGCACCGGUGGUACCAUUGCGAGAGACCGUGCAAGAGUUUUUGAAAGGAGUGGGGCCGUUAACAGUUCCUGGAGGCACACAAGGAAUAGGAAUGUACGAAUCGAGUUAUUCUAGAGGGACGGGAGUACCCGAUAUUGAAUUAUUAUUUCUUCCGAGCAUUUCUCCUUCACCUUUAUCUCGCCGAUGUUUUGGCUUAAGUGACCAAAGUUUCGAAGACUUAAACAGAGAGCAAAAUAAAGGACAGGCGUUUCGUAUUUAUGUCAUAGACUUACACUCUCAGUCUGUGGGGACUGUGAGGUUGAAAAGUAAAAACCCCUACGAUUAUCCUUUAAUUCACUCAAACUUUUUAUCAGACGGUGAAAAUAGAGACAUUAAAACAUUGUACGAAGGGAUUCAACUAGUUUUAAAAUUACUCGAAACGAAGGUUUUUAAAGCCAUGAAUGCCACAUUAAAGGGAUGUCCCCUGAGAGCUUGUCGAGGCUUUGAUUAUCUGUCCGAAUCGUACUGGUUCUGCGCUUUGAGACAAUUGACUUCAAACAUGUUUCACCCUUUAGGAACGUGUCCAAUGGGAAAAAACCCUAAGAAAGGGGUUGUUGAUUCGGAAUUGAGAGUUUUCGGGUUUAGAAACUUGAGAAUUGCUGAUGCCAGCGUUUUUCCUCUGACUUUUGCAGGUCAUCCCAAUGCUCCCGUAGUUAUGAUUGGGGAGCAAUUAGGAGAUUUGGUUAAAGAAACGUAUAGAUAA